Molecule: messenger RNA, 2307 nt
Organism: Nicotiana tabacum (common tobacco)
Lineage: Eukaryota; Viridiplantae; Streptophyta; Magnoliopsida; Solanales; Solanaceae
Source: RefSeq, a predicted model, not a curated record
AUGGGUAGUGUUAUGGAUAAUCUAGGAUCACCAAGUAGCACAACUUCUGAUGGCUUCACACCUUUUACUCUGGAUCCAUCUCAUCCACUGUAUGUGCACCCUUCUGAUAGUCCUGGUAGUCAAUUAGUGGUUGUACCUUUCAAUGGGUGUGGUUUUGUGCUCUGGAGAAGCAGUAUGCUUACUUCUCUGUCUGCAAAGAACAAAUUAGGGCUUUUAGAUGGUAGAGUUCCCCAACCUACACCAGACUCCCCCUAUUAUCCGUAUUGGGAGAGGUGCAAUGACAUGGUUAAGGCAAAGAUCACUAAUUCUGUGUCUAGGGACAUUGCAACUAGUGUCAUGUAUCUUAAAACUACAAGGGAAGUCUGGAAAGACAUUAAUGAUAGAUUUGGUCAAUCAAAUGGUUCCAAGUAUCUUCAAAUUCAAAGAGAAAUCAGCACAACCACUCAAGGCUCUUCUGAUAUUGCCACAUAUUUCACAAAGUUCAGGAGUUUAUGGGAUGAAUUAAACUCUUCUUAUGUGGGUCCUGUCUGCUCUUGUGGAGCCCUUCCAAAGUUCAUAGAGGAUCAGCAGUUAUUUCAGUUCCUCAAUGGUUUGAACGAGUCAUACUCUACUCUGAAGAGUGCCAUUAUGAUGAUGAACCCUCUUCCUCCAAUAAGCAAGGCUUAUUCCCUGUUGCAACAAGAUGAGAGUCAAAAGGAAGCUCUCUCCAGUGUUUCUAACUUCUCUGGUGACUCUGCCUCCUUUUCUGUGUCAACUGGUCAAUCAACCAAUAAUAAAAAUUUCACUCAAAGGGUAAAUUUUGAAUCCAGAAAGAAUGUCAGUGGUCUAUCUUGCAAAUAUUGCAAGAAACUUGGACACACAGUGGAAAAGUGUUACAGACUUCAUGGGUUUCCCCCUGAGUUCAAGUUCACAAAGAACAAGAAAUCUGCAUCAUGUGUCCAAGGUGAUACUUCUCCUGUUAUCAGUCAGACUCCAGGGAUUUCUUCUCCAAUUCAUGGGUUUACCAGAGAACAAUACCAGCACCUCCUGACUAUGUUUCAACAAGUUCAAGUCUCUCUUGGUCCUGUUUCCAACACUCCUUCCAUUGAGGACUCUGGUUUUGCUCAUUUUGCAGGUUUGUUUACUGCUUAUGCUGUAGAAUCUGUAGACUCUCAUGUAUGUGCAUCCUCACAGGCUAAUGUGGAUCCUUGGAUCUUAGAUUCAGGGGCCACUAAUCACAUGACUCCACACAAACACUUACUUCAUGAUAUUGUACCUUUAGUUAGACCUUUUCUUGUUACCUUACCAAAUGGUUAUAAAGUAAAGGUUAUAUCAACUGGGUCCUUGCACCUGAGACAUGAUAUAACUCUUCUCAAUGUUCUUCUUGGCCCUUCUCUGAAGAGGCCACUGGUAAUUGGUAAGGCUGCUGGAAAACUCUACUAUCUACAUCCAGAUGCAGAUUUGUUUCCCAUUUCAGCUCAUGUUUUGUCUCCCAAUGCUACUACAUCUUGUAUAGAUUCUAGUCUUACUCUAGUUCACAUUGAUAUUUGGGGUCCUUAUAACACUAAAACUUAUAAUGGCUUCAGGAUGCCUUCACCUCUUCUGCUCAAAGUUUCUCCUUAUGAAAAGUUGCAUGGGUGUCCACCAUCUUAUGAUCACUUGAGGUCUUUUGGUUGUAUGUGCUUUGCAACUUCCCCUAAAUUUGGUAGGAAUAAAUUUCAAUCUAGAACUAUACCUUCUAUAUUUCUGGGUUAUCCUUGUGGUAAGAAAGGUUACAAAUUGUUGAAUAUGUCCAAUUCUUCAGUGUUCUACUCUAGGGAUGUCAUAUUCCAUGAACACAUCUUUCCCUAUUCUUCCUCUUCCUCCCCUUCUCUUUCUUCUAUUUUCCCUUCACCAUUUGUGGACAUCUCAUCUUCAGAACCUCUUAUCUCUUCUCACCCUGCUCCUUCUUCUAUUGUUCCUCCUCCUGUUAUCACCCCUGUUUCAACAAAGGCUACCUCUCCUGUCAUUGAUCCACCUGAACCCAUUCCUGAACCUAUUCCUCCAUAUGCUACCCCCCCUUUAAGGAAAUCCUCCAGAACUAUCACUCAGCCUGCCUACCUCAAAGACUAUGUCUGUUCUUCUGUCACCUCCAAUCUUUCCUCCUCUACUAUUUCUCUAGUUUUGCCUAGUGAAGCACACAUGCAUGAACCUCAGUUCUACCAGCAGGCUGCCUCUCAUCCUGCUUGGCAGGAGGCUAUGAUAAAGGAAUUCAAUGCUCUUGAAGCAAAUCAGACUUGGGACAUUGUUCCCCUUCCUCCUCAUAAAAAGGCUAUUCCUUGUAAGUGA